GCCGUCUCCGGAUUUUUGGCAAAAUAUGAAUCAGCAUCAUUCAAUAACUAAUUUGGCAUUACUAUUGCCAAUUGUUUAUAAUACAUAUGUAUAUCUUUCUGUCAAACCCCAACGGCAAAUCUCAGACCAAAUGAUAUGGAGCUGUUACCAAAAUCCCUCGCCAUAACAAUCUUUAUCUUUUUAACCAUCCGAUUUUCGUACUGUGAAGGCGAUAAUUCCGAGCAGUACUACUUCACAAUUUGCAGUACCAAUAAGCAGCUUAGCUGUGGAGACUUCAAAAACCUUCCAUACCCUUUUUGGGGAGAAUCCAGGCCCGAAUUCUGCGGUCUCCGGGACUUCAAAAUUCAUUGCGGAGACAAUUAUCACCACCCGGUCAUCCAAAUCAACGGCCUAGACUACCUCAUUCUCAACGUCAGCCAGUCAAACGAUACAGAUUCCAUGACACUAGCGAGAUCAGAUCUCUGGGAUGGUCCUUGCUCUCCGAAAUAUGUCAACACCACUCUGGAUCACAAUCUCUUCCGGUUCGCUCCAACGGUUGGGAAUCUAACUUUGAUCUACAAAUGCCAAAAGCAACUUCAUCAAGAGUUUGUUUCACACGGAUAUAGUAAUUUCACGUGCGGGGGUGAUGGCGGGAAUGUUGAGACUGUUUAUUAUGCAAACGAUUCUUUGGUGAGCAAUUUGGGAGGGAGUUUGAGGGCGUGUGGGAACGUGAUUAGAGUUUCGAUUUCGAAGAGUACCACGGGUUUAGUAGGAGUAAAGGAGGCUUUGAAAGAAGGGUUUGAUGUCGAGUAUGAUCAUCGGUUUAGGAUGGCGUGCGGAGCGUGCGAGCGAUCGGGCGGGAAAUGCGGGUCGAAUGUUACCACCAGCCGAUUUCUCUGCUUCUGCCGUGCUGGAUCGGCUGAGGAUUCUGUGUGUCCUUCUCAUUCUGGUAGUAGUUUGAUGCAUGUUCUGAGGAUUGUACUCGGAAUUGGAUUAUUCUCAGCUUUCGUGAUUUGCUGUUUCAAGAAUAAGGUAUUAGCCCUUAUGUCGACCAAGUUUUGGGCAAAUCUCACGGACAAAAAUGAUCAAGGCCUUGAAGACUUCAUUAGAAGUUAUGCAUAUCUCAAUGUUCAAAGAUAUGCAUUCUCAGAUCUCAAGAAAAUGACCAAAUCUUUCAAAGAAAAACUGGGCCAAGGAGGCUAUGGUGAAGUGUACAAAGGAAAGCUUCUUGAUGGUGAACGCCUCGUGGCUGUUAAGGUCCUCAACGCGUCGAAAGGGAAUGGAGAAGAUUUUAUUAAUGAGGUUGCCAGCAUCAGCAGAACUUCUCACAUAAAUAUUGUGACACUUUUGGGAUUUUGUUUAGAAGGUAGCAAAAGAGCACUUGUUUUCGAGUUUGUGUCUAACGGAUCAUUGGAGAAGUUCAUUCAAAAUGAUAAUCGCUCGGAAACUACUCCGUCUUUGGAGUGGCAUGAACUGCUUCAGAUUGGCAUUGGGAUAGCUCGAGGGCUCGAGUACUUGCACCGAGGCUGCAACACUCGAAUUUUGCACUUUGACAUAAAACCACAUAACAUCCUCUUAGAUGAAGAUCUUUGCCCGAAGAUUACAGAUUUUGGGCUUGCUAAGCUCUGUCCGAGGAAAGAGAGUAUCAUAUCGACAUUGGAUGGCGCUAGAGGGACAAUAGGAUACAUAGCCCCAGAAGUUUGCAGUAGAAACUUUGGAGGAGUUUCUCACAAGUCUGAUGUUUAUAGCUACGGGAUGAUGAUCCUUGAGAUGGUCGGAGGGAUAAAGAGCAUUAGAGAAGCGGAGACCGAAUGUACUCAGAAGAGCGGAGGGUAUUUUCCUGAUUAUAUCUAUAAACAUCUCGAAGCAGAUAGCAAUUUAACACCGCGUGGUGUUGAAACGGAUGAGGAAAAUGAAAUUGCAAGAAAGAUGAUUAUAGUGGGCUUGUGGUGCAUACAGACAAUGCCAUCAGAUAGACCAUCCAUGACCAAAGUAAUAGAGAUGUUGGAAGGAAGUUUAGAAACUUUGCACAUCCCACCAAAGUCUUUCAUGUCUACGCCAAUUACAUCAUCACCAGAAUUACAGCUAACAAACUCUUCUUUCUCAUCGUCAGCAGUAUCCAACUAGAAUAGACCACUUUUUGGGUAAAGAAGAUCUAGAUAUCUCCCAUUGAAAGAUUUAAUAAGUUCUUUUUUUUUUUGUUAAAGCAUUUUAUACCGCCAGCACUACGAAUUGAGGUUUAGAAGACCUACAAACUUAGAACUAAAACUUCAAGUAAUCAGCCUACAAAGUACAAACUGCUUGCUUCUCGUUGCUUUUUAUU
Messenger RNA from Morus notabilis, 2302 nucleotides. Its product is annotated as LEAF RUST 10 DISEASE-RESISTANCE LOCUS RECEPTOR-LIKE PROTEIN KINASE-like 2.5. NCBI's taxonomy places the organism in Eukaryota, Viridiplantae, Streptophyta, Magnoliopsida, Rosales, Moraceae. The transcript is spliced from 3 exons. Gene Ontology annotation, molecular function: ATP binding; protein kinase activity; polysaccharide binding. Bases 136 to 2106 code for a protein of 656 amino acids. Gene Ontology annotation, biological process: protein phosphorylation. The record is from RefSeq and is a predicted model, not a curated record.